This is a messenger RNA of Lytechinus variegatus (green sea urchin), 2177 nucleotides long. RefSeq lists its product as uncharacterized. Gene Ontology annotation, molecular function: GTP binding. The coding region runs from base 376 to 2043 and encodes 555 amino acids. NCBI's taxonomy places the organism in Eukaryota, Metazoa, Echinodermata, Echinoidea, Temnopleuroida, Toxopneustidae. The transcript has 11 exons. Gene Ontology annotation, biological process: positive regulation of T cell proliferation; negative regulation of T cell proliferation; cellular response to lipopolysaccharide. Gene Ontology annotation, cellular component: external side of plasma membrane. The record is from RefSeq and is a predicted model, not a curated record.
CCCAUAUUUUCACUAAACAUCACCAAGUACAUGUAUUGCAUCGUUCUCAUGAUCAUUCUCUAUUGCUCCCGAUCUUCCUAUAGCUACCAUGUCUACUGUAACGAGAUGCUGGAGUUACUCCGUAAACCAUUAUGGCAACUAAAGGCUCCAGACAGAAACCGUAGGAUAUAACCUCUUAUUUCUGAUCAGACGUCCUCUGCACCCUCUUAAUUUGGUGAUAGUUCCCCAUGACGACGUGUUAUACGUCAGUUAUGUUAAUAUGCAGCAUUAACAUUGUAUCAACGGAUUCGGAGAUGUAUCUAUAAUCAUCAAACAGCAGGAUUUGAUUGGCAGCCAUCUAAUGUUUUUUUAUCAGCAUUAUCAUUUUGAAGAAUUAUGGCGGCCGUAUUUCCGUCACGGCCAUUCUUGUCAUCCAAGGCUACAACAAUGUUCACGUUUAAUCUCAGGAAAAUGUGUUUCAUCUUCAUUGUCUUUCUGCAUUGUUUUGUAGUUUCAUCGUCAUUUAAAGUGUUCACGGAGCAAUCAGUAACAGCAGUGAAAGGGGGAAAUGUGUCCUUACCAUGCAAUUUCACGGGAAAUCCAACUAUCGUCUGGUGGUGGAGGCAUAAUUCAACAGGAGCCACAGACGACGACGCAAAACUCGUAGCCCGCGAGUACAAGGGAAAUGUAGAAGGUGUAGGAAUCGACAGGUUCAAUAUCACCAAGUCUGAGAACGACUACCGCCUGACAAUACGUAAUGUGUCUUUGCUAGACGAGACCACAUAUUCUUGCCAAGUAGAACUCGAUAAUCAUAAAGAUGAGAGGGGCUACACGAAUUUGAAUGUUAUAGCUUUGGCAAAGCCCAUGGAACCAGUCAUCAAGUUAUGUCAUGUGACAACGCCAGGACACUGCACCUACUUCAUCAACAAGGAUCCACCUGAACAUGUGAACUUAGUUUGUGAGCUCCAUCAAGUUCGACCCGCAGCAAACCUGACUUGGAUCAAGAUUGAUGGCAAACUGCGGGAAAUCCCUCCCCCGCUCGUAGAAGAACGGAGUGGGCUCUACACCGUUUCAUCUACAUUACAGAUACCCAGGUCAGAGUUCGAUCACCAAUAUAAAUGCGAAGCUAGAGGAGAAGCGGUGAAUGGGGUCUCUUCCAUGACGGCGUCUUUUGGUACUAAAGGGUUACACUGGGGAUAUAUAGUUCUCAUAAUAUUUGCGAUAGUCAUACUAGGAGUUAUAUUCACAUGGUUCUAUCACAGACGUUUUGGCAUACCCUGCUUAUCACAAGAUGGAGCAGGACCAGCAUAUCAACCCCCGGUUUACAGAGUACCUUCAACAUGUUCAAACGAAGUACAAAGUCUUCGAAGUGAAAUACGGAAGUACAGCCAUGGAUCGCUAACGGACAAGGUUCUUGCGGAGGGUAUUGCAUAUCCAAAUGCGCCGAUACGAAUGGCAAUCGUUGGUCUUACAGGUGCAGGGAAAUCUUCCUUUAUCCGGUCCUUAAAAUAUGCGUUCUCUGGUGUGUAUAGCAAAGAGAUAGAGGUCGUCGCAGGAUCAUCUGCGGGUGGAGUCACAUUGGAACCAACCUUCUAUGAAAUCACGGAUAAAAUACACAUACAAGACAACAAAGGAAUGCGUGACUUAAAUAUUAAUAAGACUAAGAAGAUAAUGACAAAUAUAAAAGAGCAAGUGAUAUCUCUCCUUAUAUUUGUUAUUCGUCCAAGUGAUGUACAAACCGAUGUUGAGGCCGUCACCAAAUUUCUCAUUAAACUAUCCAAAGCGGUGAGGACCGAGUUCGCCACCUAUCCAAUGGUUAUUGUGACGCAUCGGGACAAGAUACCAGAUCAGACCACAAAGGAAGUGAUACGCGAUAAACUCGUCAACAUGGAUAUAAUCCAAGACAAAAUCAUUUUUGUCGAGAAUUUCACAGAAAAGCCAAAAGACAAGUCCAAUAGUGAAGACUUAGUUGAAGAGUUCUUGACGACUUUAUACACAAUGCUCACAAUGGCUGAUGGCAAUCUUGUACAACAGUUGAAUAAAACACAAUCUUUAGCUGAGUAAAGAGCCAGCAUGCCUGCUGCAUCAACAACUAAGAUGGGGGAAAGUUUUAAACAUUCAAUCUUUUUUCUGUUUCUGUUUAUGGUAACUCCCGUAUGAACUCGACAGGACAGCAUUUUGCUGGUAAACGCCAAGCU